Ylistrum balloti is the source of this 2442-nucleotide messenger RNA. RefSeq lists its product as uncharacterized. The record is from RefSeq and is a predicted model, not a curated record. Gene Ontology annotation, biological process: tRNA wobble uridine modification. Gene Ontology annotation, cellular component: cytoplasm; nucleus. Lineage: Eukaryota; Metazoa; Mollusca; Bivalvia; Pectinida; Pectinidae. The transcript is spliced from 5 exons. Gene Ontology annotation, molecular function: S-adenosylmethionine-dependent methyltransferase activity; tRNA binding. Bases 1 to 2442 code for a protein of 813 amino acids.
AUGCCACGUCCAGACAUUAUGGGGAGGAAGUCAUCCGACACUCUAGAGCAGGAACAUGUCUAUAGUGUUUACGACCAGAUCGCCCCGUGCUUCUCUGAGAUCUCCCAGAAGGCCUGGCCAAAUGUGCGUCGAUUCCUUAAGCGAUUACAACCAGGUUCAUUGGUUGCAGAUAUUGGAUGUGGAAGUGGGCGAUAUCUACACAUCAAUAAAAGUAUUUUUAAAGUUGGUUUAGACAUAUGCUGCCCCCUUGUGGAAUCAGCCAGAACCAAGGGGCAUGAAGUACUGGUAGCAGACAACCUCAAACUGCCCUUUAGAUCAGGUUUAUUUGAUGCUGUGAUAUCAGUUGGUGUCAUCCAUCACUUUGCCACUACGGAACGCAGAAUUGAGGCUAUCCGGGAACUGGCAAGAAUUGUUCGACCAGGAGGACAAAUGAUGCUGUAUGUGUGGGCGUAUGAACAAAAACAUAGGCGGUUUGAUGGACAAGAUGUACUGAUACCAUGGCAUGAGGGACAGAGAACCAGCAAGUCAGCUGAUAAACAUGGGUUGUUGCCGUCCUGUUCAGACAAGGACUUGUCCUCGGUGAGCUCUGUAAGUGAGGAUGAAUCGUCAGCUGAUACUUCAGAUUUCACAUUACCUGGUCGUACGCUCCAGAGGACAGCUUCAGAAACUUUCAAGGACACCCUCAAGGACUCACUCCAGGAAUUGGACAACGUGUUCUUGUCAGAUAAUACUGUUCCAAAGAUCACUGUUCUAAGACAAAGAUCAAAUACACUUCCUAACAUCAUUAAUACUCAAAGAGGCAUGUACCCUUCUGAGAAGAAGGGGAGGACAGUGUUUAGUAAGAGUGUCCUGGCUGAGGAAUGUCGAAGAUUCGAGGCAAGUAUGAAGGCGUUAUCUGUUAGUCAUAACCAUCACUGGUAUGGUGGUGAGGAAAGUCAGGAGGGUCUGGGUAUUGAUGUCACCGGGGAGUACCUGGAGGCAGAUGUUGAAGGAAGUGACAUCACUGAGGAAGAUGAAAACCGCAUCCCAAACGGAUCACAUGACACUUCCUAUAAAUAUUUGACCCAUAAUUCAUCUAUCACUGGUAAAAUGCAGACAAAACAUCAACAGUAUUGUCAAAGUUCAAAAAGUCACAAAUCAAAAAAGGUAGUUAGUAAAUCCAAACUUGCCUCAACAGAAACAUAUCUCUCAUCUGAAUCAGUAGUGGAGCCGAUUCCUGCAUAUCAGUCACAUAUUCAUGUCGCUAAAAAUGUAAAAGUUAAAAGUGUCCAGGAUUUAAAACAUCAAAUCAAAGGACUGAACUCAGGGGUAAAUAAACAGAUUUCAGAACGCAGUAUUAGCAAACCCUCAGUUACUAGUUCAAAAAAGGAUAUCAAAAAAGAAGAUGGAGAGAAGGAAGAAGUGUCAUUUUUCAAUUUAAUAAAAGCCAAAAUAAAAAAGGUUUUUGACACAGAACCACCACCAAAACCUCUAGAAUCCCCUGAUGUGAUUUCCAAGUCCAUGGCCAUUGAAAACUGGCUUCUUCAUUCGUUUGGAGAAGAUGGAACCCUAGGAAGUCUGUCCACAAGCACCAGUCUUGAUGAGUUUGAAGGAUUUGCUGUCCGAGAGUUUCCACAAAGUAGUUGCCCUAGUAACAGGAAUAGUGUGGACAUUACGGACGAUCCAGAUAGAUUAAACAUCAGUGGUCAGAUAAAUAAGACCAAUGGCGUUAUUGCAGUCACUGAUGAUGUCCUUGGGAAUGGUUUACCACAGAAUUCAGUAAAUGGUGACUUAGGAAUGUCUGAUUGGAAACGGGAUGUUUUUCAUAAUGGAGUAAAUGGUCAUUUAUCAACAGAUGACCACAACACUGUAACUCAAACAUCUGAAAAGCUGUUUGUUAGCUCAAGGAGUGAAAAUUCUGUUCAGAACUGUGCACAUAAUAAGAACAGACACUCUAAUGUAGGUUCAAUUAGUCAUAUCAAAUCACAUGAUCAGAGUAGAAGGUCACAUGACUUUACUAUAAACAAUAAAUCAUGUGACCAGUACAGUGCCUUGGGAUCACUAUGCAGGGUAACUGAUCUCGACCUCUCAGGAAACAACAGUCGACCUGAUUUUAUAGGAGAAUUCUGUCAAGGAGAGAAAACGUCAACUGGAAAACACUCAAAAUGGAAUUCAGGUAAAACAGAUGUAUCAAAAACUGGGAUAAAAAGCAAGUCUUUACAAACAUUAAAUGGUUACAGUAAUGGCACAACAGAAUCUUGUCAGCCAAAAUGUUUAUCAACAGGCAAGAAGCAUUCUCAGGAACUGUCUAAUGAAUGUGCGUCCAAACAGUUAUCACGGUACUACCAUGUAUUUAAGGAAGGUGAAUUGAUUGAGCUUAUAACAGAUAAUGUCCAAAGCCUUCGAGUGGUCAGUAACAUGUUUGACCACUCCAACUGGUGUGUAGUUGUGGAGAAAAAAUGA